This is a messenger RNA of Spea bombifrons (plains spadefoot toad), 652 nucleotides long. RefSeq names its product eukaryotic translation initiation factor 4E family member 1B (gene EIF4E1B). The record is from RefSeq and is a predicted model, not a curated record. Gene Ontology annotation, cellular component: eukaryotic translation initiation factor 4F complex; cytoplasm. The transcript is spliced from 6 exons. Lineage: Eukaryota; Metazoa; Chordata; Amphibia; Anura; Pelobatidae. Gene Ontology annotation, molecular function: RNA 7-methylguanosine cap binding; translation initiation factor activity. Bases 52 to 624 code for a protein of 190 amino acids. Gene Ontology annotation, biological process: translational initiation.
ACCAAGAAUCUCCCCCGGAGGGACAAUGAAAAAAGGCGAAAGAAAAAAGAAAUGGCUACUGUGGAAAAAGUGGACAAACACCCCCUGCAAAACAGGUGGGCCCUGUGGUUCUUUAAAAAUGUUAAAAGCCAGCCAUGGCAGUGUAACCUACGUCUUGUCACUACAUUUAGCACCGUGGAAGACUUCUGGUCACUAUAUACACACAUCCAGCUUGCAAGCAAACUGUCCUCUGGCUGUGACUACUCCAUUUUCAAGGAUGGCAUCGAACCCAUGUGGGAAGACAGCAGAAACAAGCGAGGAGGCAGGUGGCUGAUAACUCUUUCUAAGCAGCAAAGACACAGUGACUUGGAUGCGCUCUGGCUGGAGACUUUACUGUGUCUAAUUGGGGAAGCUUUUGAUGAACACAGUGAAGAGGUCUGUGGAGCGGUGAUCAACAUUAGAGCAAAGGGAGAUAAAAUUGCAAUCUGGACCAGAGAAACUGAGAACAGAGAAGCGGUCACACACAUUGGAAGAGUAUACAAAGAGAGAUUGGGUUUAUCUUCGAAGGUGGUCAUUGGCUAUCAGGCUCAUGCAGACACUGCUACCAAGAGUAGUUCCCUCAGCAAGAACAAGUUUGUGGUUUGAAAAUAGCUGGAUAUCCCUAAUCAGAUGU